AUGAGUAGUGAUGAUAAUAAUGUGCUCAAUGAGGAAUUCACAUUUGAUCCUGUAGAAAAUGUAGAUGCCCAAUCUCAUCCUAUGUCAACUGUUAAAAAAACAAGGAAAAGAAAAGGUGUGUAUAUUAAGAGACUUGAAUCCGAUAAUCUUCAGCUAAAACAUGAUAUACAAGAGUUUAUGAAUAAAAUUAGUAUCAUUGAAUCCCAAAAUACAGUUCUUCUGCAACAAUUGUAA
Molecule: messenger RNA, 234 nt
Organism: Trichomonas vaginalis G3
Lineage: Eukaryota; Parabasalia; Trichomonadida; Trichomonadidae
Exons: 1
Coding region: 1-234 (77 amino acids)
Source: RefSeq, a predicted model, not a curated record